Molecule: messenger RNA, 609 nt
Organism: Parascedosporium putredinis
Lineage: Eukaryota; Fungi; Ascomycota; Sordariomycetes; Microascales; Microascaceae
Source: the annotation of a GenBank genome assembly
AUGGGCGGGUGUUUCUCGUCACGGGAGGCACCGCCGGCCUUGAAAGGAAUUCCUCUCCGUCAUCGCCACCCACAAGCCGGCGCACCUCUUUUUCACGGGCCGCAACGUCCAGAGCGCCGAAGCCACCAUCGCGGAAAUCGCCGCCGCGGCGCCUCUGUACCCGUGACCUUUUUGCAGUGCGACCUAGGCUCGGCGGCUUCGGUACGCGAAGCGGCGGACAAGUUCCUCGCGGCGUCGUCGUCGCGCCUGGACGUCCUGGUAGCCAACGCGGGCGUCAUGUCCGUCCCGCCCGGUCUCACCGCCGACGGGCACGAGGUGCAGUGGGGCACCAAUUUCUUCGGGCACGCCGUGCUCAUCCACCUGCUGCUUCCCGCGAUGGUGCGGACGGCGGAGCUCCCGGGCGCGGACGUGCGGCUGCUGCUGGCGACGUCGCAGGGCCACGGGCUGCACCCGGUGAGGGGUCCACGGGGAUAUUACGAGCCUGUUGGGAAGAAGGUGAAUCCUAUGCGGUCAGGGUCGGAUGAUGAGCUGGCUGGAAGGCUAUGGGAGUGGACGAACAAGGAGUUUGAGAAGGUUGGAAUUACGGUUGCUGGAAAGGUCGUGUCAUAG